CCACCUUUCAGCCGGAGAACAUUGACCCGUCGCUAUGCACGCAUAUUGUGUUCGCCUUCGCUGUGCUGAACAAGAGACUGCAACUGAUACCGCACGAAUGGAACGACCCAGACCUAUAUAAGAGAACGUUUCACACGUUGAACAGAACAAUGAACCGACCGAAGCUCCUCCUGGCAGUCGGUGGGUAUAAACACGGUCCCGUAUUACUGAGCAAGAUGGCUGGAAACGUAUACAAAAGGUCGCAGUUUAUUAAUCAAACAGUGCCCUACCUCCGACGAUACAACUUCGAUGGUAUAGAGCUGGAUUGGGAGUUUCCGGGGGAAAUCAACAGAGGAGGAAGAGCAGUCGACAAGAAAAACUUCCCUCUCAUGCUAGAG
Molecule: messenger RNA, 377 nt
Organism: Priapulus caudatus
Lineage: Eukaryota; Metazoa; Priapulida; Priapulimorpha; Priapulimorphida; Priapulidae
Product: chitotriosidase-1-like
Biological process (GO): chitin catabolic process; carbohydrate metabolic process
Cellular component (GO): extracellular region
Molecular function (GO): chitinase activity; chitin binding
Source: RefSeq, a predicted model, not a curated record